Molecule: messenger RNA, 3890 nt
Organism: Megalops cyprinoides (Indo-Pacific tarpon)
Lineage: Eukaryota; Metazoa; Chordata; Actinopteri; Elopiformes; Megalopidae
Gene: frmd8
Product: FERM domain containing 8
Exons: 12
Coding region: 246-1652 (468 amino acids)
Biological process (GO): negative regulation of canonical Wnt signaling pathway
Cellular component (GO): cytoskeleton; plasma membrane
Source: RefSeq, a predicted model, not a curated record
GGUUACAGUGGGCGCCGUUUCGUAUUCAGUUGGUAUGGUUGAUGUCCGUUUGAAACUGUUUUACUGUUGUUAAGGAGUCUAUAACAGGGUAUUUUCGUCAUUUACCGAAACACGUUCAUGCUUUCUCGUGGUAUCGAAAACAUAUUUUGUGUUUAAAAAAGGACCAGAAAACAGCCAGCCUCACCCACCGUGGCAAAGGACAUUGGAAAACAAUCAAACGUUGUUGGUUAACGUUAGUCAGCUAGAUGGAAGGAGGGGACUGUGGCUUCCCCCCGGACCCGUCGGAGCACUCGCAGAGAGGGAGCGUGUCUUCAUCAGGUCUCCGUGCUCAGGAUGUGCUGGUAUACAUGGUGGGGGACAGUGCGGUCCACCUGUGUGUGGAGGGGGUGGGCUGCGUGACGGUGCAGGAGCUCGGCCGGAGCGUUCGGGAGGCCCUCCACAUCCCCGACUCCGCCCAGGACGCCUUCGCCUUCUGGCUGUGCUCCCCUCUGCUCGAGCUACAGCUGAAGCCGAAGCACCAGCCAUACAAACUGUGCCGUCAGUGGCAGGACCUGCUGUACCGAUUCACAGAGGCCUCAGAGGAGGACAUCUCCCAGGAUGAGCCCUGCCUAAUGUACAGAAGGAAUGUGUUUUAUCCCAAAGCCAAAGAGCUGCAGAUUGAAGAUGAAGGAGUGUUGAGGCUUUUGUAUGAUGAGGCGAAAAUUAACAUUCUGGGGGGCCGGUACCCUUGCGACCCGGAGCACUGGCUGAGCCUGGGGGCGCUCUCCUGUGCCCUGGAGCUGGGGGUGGGCCUGGACACCCAGCAGGCAACUGCUGCCAUCAGGGAGAAGAAGAUUUCGUCCUUUCUGCCGGCCCACGUUGCAGGAGGCGGAGGAGGUUUGCUGUCUGCUCUGAGGGGGAAGAGUGGGCGUCAGGCGGGGCUAGAGCAGAACCUGCUGGAGGAGUACCGCUCCGUUAGUGCCGCGGACAGCAACGCUCAGGAUCCCGCCCAUUACCUGCGCCAGUACCUCAACACCUGUCACUCGCUGCCUUACUAUGGAUGUGCGUUCUUCUCGGGAGAGAUUGACAAGCCCGCACAGGGGAUUCUCCAGAGAGGGGGGCGCAAGACUGUCAGUGUAGGAAUCAGCCUGGAAGGGGUGUACGUCAUCGAUGCUAAAGAGAAGCAUGUUCUUCUGGGGCUGCGCUUCAGCGAGUUGUCCUGGGACCACAGCUACCCCGAGGAGGAGGGUGACUCGCACAUCCUGUGGCUGGAGUUCGAUGGAGAGGAGGCCGGCACCCCCGUCAACAAGUUACUCAAGAUCUACUCCAAGCAGGCGGAGCUCAUGAGCGGUCUGAUCGAGUUCUGCGUGGAGCUGGGAGCGGUGGCUGACGGGGCGGCGACGGGGACGGACGGUGACCUCACGCUUUCCCAGCAGCCCUCUGGGCAGGGCGGGGCCAGCGGCAGGGCGAGGGGCGGUCGCCGCGGGAAACUGCGGCGGCAGAGCAGUGUGGUAUGCAGCAGGGUUCACUCCCUGAACACCAUCAGCUACGUGGACGACGGUAAGGAGAUCAAGCGUCUGAAGCCAAAGAGGGCUGCUUCUUUCUUCACUAGACAGGCAACUGUCCCUAACUACUCUGCAGUUCAAGUAGGAGAGAGUUUGGAGCAAGGGUGAGCCGACAGAGCCAAAAACUGCCCCCAUAGAGACCAAAACAACAUCUGCACCUGAGAUUUACAGAGACGCAAAUAGUCAGAGAAACUUUGAUUUCAAACAGGACCAAGAACUAGGGUGACUAACUCGAUAUGUACAUAUACUUAUGUGUAUAUACAGUCUCAGAUUAAGAUAUUGGCAUUCUUUACAGGCUAUGACUUCUCAAAGUGGGUAUUGUGAAAAAUACAAUUUUAAUUUGAAACUUUAUGAAUGGUCAUUCACAUACAGACAACCGUGGUGAAUUCAGACAAAAGGAUGUUAAUGUUUGCAAUUCUGUAGGUGUCUAUAUUGCAGACAUUCAGAUUACCUGUGCCUUCUAAUCUGAACUUCAGUACUUACAUUUGGAUGUUGAUCAUUGUCUUCUCUUCUGAAUCAGUGGUCAGGGUACGGUGAAACAUAUAAUUGAUACAGAAGUACUUUGUCAAGUUUUCAGUACCCAGUACAUCUAUGCAAAUCUGACAGUCACAUAGUUUCUCAUUAAAGUUGCCAGUACUUUAGUCUGCAUGACUGUGCACUGAAACCUCACUGUCUGCGCCAACCAGUCCAUACCUCUUGUUACCUCCACUGGUCCACUGUAGACACUUUCAAAAUCUGGUCACACAAAUGGCUGUUGUGGGGAAUGCCUGUGCCUGUGUCCAUUAGAACGGGCAAGUGUCGUACAUGAGGUGUGUGUUCCAGAACAUCGAAUCAACAGAUGAGAUGGGGGAGUAGAGUGAUGAUGGAAAGCCAGUUCAAAUGAGAGACACUAAUAGGUUUACACAAACUGAAAUUGACAUUUUCCAGUCACGUAUUCAAAACUUAUGCAAACCUACUCAAGCUAAACAAACGCCAAAUGUUCUGUUUCUUUAAGGGGUUCCUCAGACAGUAUCUAUGCAUGUCCUUAGAUUGAUGCAGUUCACUCUCGCGCUUACUGUAUGUACAUAUUCACGUGUUUGUCAUUUAUUCUCUGUUGCCAAGUCCAGUCAAAAUCAAUUCCAAACAGGGGGGUAGGAGAGAACAACAGAAACCUUUUAAGAAUUGCACUUUUGAUACGUCUCUGAAUACUGUCAUUUUCAAAAUGGGACUGUCACCACAUUGCAUUAAUUAUUAAAUUUUUGUGAACAAUAACUUUUUUUAUUUUUACUAACAUGAUGUACUCGCAAACACGGCCCAUGACCUAACUGGAUGAAUGGAAAACUGAUUGUUAUGUAGUUUUACUGUUUUUUUUAAAAAAAGACCAAGUGCCUUUUGUAUGUGUAAUCAGCCAGUCACUCUGGGUUUGCAGUGAGAUUUGAACCCAGGUCUGUGUCCGAGUCCUUCAUCAAAGCUUUCUGUCUUACUCAUAUCCUCUUGAGUUUAUUUCAAUUUAUAGGCCCUUGCAAAUUGUACUGAAACCACAGGGAGCCGUUGCUUGCAUAUGUUGAUCUAGCAAGCUUAUGCUGCUGUUCUCAUUUUUUCUUUUAAUAAAAAAGGAAAACAUUUGGGAGCUGGUUCAGUUGAGUUGGAAUUAUAAUGCGCCUUUGAUCCCUUGCAGAGAUCGUCAGUGAUUUACUGUGAGGGGUGUUCAGCUCACCUCAACCACCACCACUGUGUAGUGUCCACCUGGUUGAAAUAUGGAAAUGGUAUAAAUGAAGUUACUCAGCUCUAUUCCUGAGCAGCCUAAGUACCUCCCGGGUGUUCAUCCUUAUAUCCAGUUCAACUGUUUGAUUCGAUCAGCUAAUCAUAGUCCUGAUUGAAACAGUUAAAUGUUCUCUCUUCAUUGUGGCUUAAAGAAAAACUUAAAACCCACUGGAUUGUAACCCUCCAGGACCAUGAAGAGUUUUGAUGAAGCUGAAGCCUUGUGAUAGAGCAGUGUCAGACAUUGGUAUUGGCUCAUGUAUCUCUGUGUGAUAAGAUCAGUUAAACUGUUACAAUUAUAAAAGCAUAUAAAAGCAUAUUGUGGGUUUGCGUCAUGGUAGGAUAGAGAGAGCUGUGAUAGACUUCAUUCACUGUUACUAUUUUAUUUGAUCCACAUGACAAAACUUCCUUCAGUGACUGUAGGGUAAGACAAAAGCAAUAACAAACACCUUUACUGUACAAUCUUGCUUCAUACUAAUUUUCUGACUAUGUUAAAAUAGUAAAUAGUAUUAAUGAGUUUAAUAGAAUUUUUAUAUUAUUUAAAUAUGCUCAUUAUGAAGUUAUGUUGUAUUCACAUAAAUUAAACAUUUGGGAAAAUAAAAAACG